CUUUUGGCCACAUUGUCACGCUUAAAGACUGCAGCGCAUACAUAAUACUUUACAAGCCUUCCCUGCGCCCGUCAUAUCUGACCACGCUCUAAGUGUCAAACUAGCCGAUCCUACCCCUACCGAUAACGCAGCCGACGCCGGUACAAAUACUCUUACACUUUUCCUUUUAUAGCGAGAGCGACUCGUGUCCAGAUCGCAGCGCGUCUCUGUGUCUGCUCCAACGUUUGAACCCCUCCACCACUGCUCUCGAGCACCAUGGCGCAACUCGACACGCUCGACAUUGUCGUGCUGGCAGCACUGCUGCUCGGCACCGUCGCCUACUUUACCAAAGGGACCUACUGGGCUGUCUCCGCCGACCCCUACGGCAGUUCGCUGGCGGGCGCCAAUGGCGCUGCAAAGGGGGACAAGUCUCGCAAUAUCAUCGAGAAGUUGGACGAGUCAGACAAGAACUGCGUCGUCUUCUACGGUAGCCAGACUGGUACCGCCGAGGACUACGCAUCCCGUCUUGCCAAAGAGGGGCACUCCCGCUUCGGUCUCCAGACAAUGGUAGCAGACUUAGAAGAAUACGACUUCGACAACCUGGACACUUUCCCUGACGACAAGCUCGCUGUCUUCGUCCUUGCCACCUAUGGCGAGGGCGAGCCCACGGACAAUGCUGUCGAGUUCUACGAGUUCAUCGGCUCUGAAGACAUCAGCUUCAGCGAGGGCGGCGGUGCUGAUGAUAAGCCUCUGGCUAAGCUGAAGUAUGUCGCUUUUGGUCUUGGAAACAACACAUAUGAGCACUACAACUCAAUGGUCCGCAACGUCGACAAGUACCUCACCAAGCUUGGCGCGACUCGCUUUGGCGCUGCUGGCGAGGGUGACGAUGGUGCUGGUACAAUGGAAGAGGAUUUCCUCGCGUGGAAGGAGCCUAUGUGGGCUGCCGUCGCCGAGAAGAUGGGCCUCGAGGAGCGCGAAGCCGCCUACCAUCCUGUCUUUGAGGUCAUUGAGAGGGAUGAUCUCUCACCCGAGGACGACACCGUCUAUCUCGGCGAGCCCAACAAAAACCACCUCGAGGGCAAGCAGACGGGCCCAUUCAAUGCCAACAACCCGUUCAUCGCCCCCAUUGUCGAGUCCUCUGAGAUCUUUACCGCGAAAGACCGAAACUGCCUACACAUGGAGAUCAGCAUUGCCGGCUCCAACCUGUCGUACACCACCGGUGACCACAUUGCGGUCUGGCCUAACAACUCUGGCAAGGAAGUCGACCGUAUUUUCAAGGUCCUCGGCAAGGAGCACAAGCGUCAUACUGUCAUUGCGGUCAAGGGUCUCGACUCUACCGCGAAGGUACCCUUCCCAUCGCCUACCACUUACGAUGCCGUUGCCCGCUUUCACAUCGAGAUUGGUGCGGCUGUCUCUCGUCAACUCGUUUCCGGUCUCGCUCAGUUCGCCCCCAACGAUGACAUCAAGGCCGAAAUGACCAAGCUCGGUAGCGACAAGGACUACUUCAAACAGAAGGUCACCAACCGUCAUCUGAACUUGGCUCAAUUGCUCGAAAUUGAAGGCAAGGGCCAGGUGUGGACCAAGAUCCCCUUCUCCUUCCUUAUUGAAGGCCUUGUUAAGCUUCAGCCCCGUUACUACUCCAUAUCGUCUUCCUCACUGGUACAGAAGGACAAGAUCUCAAUCACAGCAGUCGUCGAGUCAGUCCAGAAGGCCGACUCGCCGCAUGUUCUGAAGGGCGUCACUACAAAUUACCUGUUGGCUCUCAAGCAGAAGCAACACGGCGACCCUUCGCCAGAUCCGCAUGGCUUGAACUAUGCAAUCACUGGUCCUCGCAACAAGUACGACGGCAUCCAUGUGCCCGUCCACGUACGUCACUCAAACUUCAAGCUCCCUUCAGACCCCUCAAAGCCCAUCAUUAUGGUUGGUCCCGGUACCGGAGUUGCUCCUUUCCGUGGUUUCGUCCAGGAGAGGGCUGCGCAAGCCAAGGCUGGCCAGAAAGUUGGCAAGACCGUGCUAUUCUUUGGUUGCAGAAAGAGAUCGGAGGACUUCUUGUACGAGAAAGAGUGGGAGCAAUACAAGGAAGCCCUUGGCGACAACUUUGACCUCCACACCGCGUUCUCACGAGACGGCCCCAAGAAGGUCUACGUUCAGCAUCAUAUAGAGGAGCACGGUGAGGAGAUCAACAAGUUACUGGAGCAGAAGGCAUACUUCUACGUCUGCGGUGACGCCGCGUACAUGGCUCGCGAGGUCAACCAGCUCCUCGGUAAGAUUAUUGCCAAGUAUAGAAACGUGUCCGAGAAAAAGGGUGAGGAGAUUGUCAAGGCCAUGAGAGCAUCGAAUCAGUACCAAGAGGAUGUCUGGUCGUGAUCCACUCAUAGUGCAUAGCGAAGCAUUUCCAUGGUUAGAUUGGAGCGAUCGGCGUUGGGCAUGUGUAUGUUGGGCUGCGCAAUUGCGCACUGAGCCACCACUGGGUUCGACUUUGGCUAUGUAGCAUAGCGGUCUGUCAGUACUACACUCUGCACCUAGAUUUGAAUUGUAGAUAGCGUAGAGCUUGGUUGAAUCAUAUGGCAAUGAUUUAAGUCUGGUUCGGAACGCCUGCUUGUGACGCUGUGAGCCCUGUAAUGCUAGUUGAGACUGCCCCAAC
This is a messenger RNA of Didymella exigua CBS 183.55, 2623 nucleotides long. Its product is annotated as NADPH-cytochrome P450 reductase. The coding region runs from base 256 to 2346 and encodes 696 amino acids. The transcript has 2 exons. Gene Ontology annotation, cellular component: cytosol. NCBI's taxonomy places the organism in Eukaryota, Fungi, Ascomycota, Dothideomycetes, Pleosporales, Didymellaceae. The record is from RefSeq and is a predicted model, not a curated record. Gene Ontology annotation, molecular function: flavin adenine dinucleotide binding; NADPH-hemoprotein reductase activity; FMN binding.